CCGUCGCCCUGACCUUCACCUCCAUGGCCCUUCCCGAUUGGAUCUCGUACACCAGUCCUGUCUCCACCUCGCCCAACCCCGCUCACCCAACUACACCCAUCCACGUCUCCUAUGGCCUACAUCGUCGCUGCUCUUCUCUUACCUCUGGCUGUACACCUUUCCCGGCACCCGAAGACUGCCAUGGCGAAGACAGAUAUUUCUGCUCCAUGUGGAGAAGUGUAGGCUUCCUGAUGAACUUUUCCGUCGUCCUGGAGUUGGCGACUUUUGUCGCUUUUGCAGUUGUGUUGCUCGGAGGCAGAAGCAACAGAGACAACGGGUGGAAGAUGUGUGUGGGUUUACUGGCGGUUGUGGUGUGUGUCCAGGUUGCUGCUAUGGGGAUUGUGUUUGUGUAA
Messenger RNA from Aureobasidium uvarum, 392 nucleotides. Lineage: Eukaryota; Fungi; Ascomycota; Dothideomycetes; Dothideales; Saccotheciaceae. The record is from the annotation of a GenBank genome assembly.